AUGAGUGGGAAUGCUACUUUCCAUUGGUCAUCAUUGAUUUGUCACACCACCCCUCUUCCUGUCACCAGCACUUCCUCGGCAUCCACAGGUCACACCACCCCUCUUCCUGUCAGUGACGCUUCCUCAGCAUCCACAGGUCACACCCCCCCUCUUCCUGUCACUCACACUUCCUCAGCAUCCACAGGUAACCCCACCCCUCUUCCUGUCACCAGCGCUUCCUCAGCAUCCACAGGUCACACCACCCCUCUUCCUGUCACUGACACUUCCUCAGCAUCCACAGGUCACACCACCCCUCUUCCUGUCACUGACACUACCUCAGCAUCCACAGGUCAUACCACCCCUCUUUCUGUCACUGACACUUCCUCAGCAUCCACAGGUCACACCACCCCUCUUCCUGUCACCAGCACUUCCUCAGCAUCCACAGGUCACACCACCUCUCUUCCUGUCACCAGCGCUUCCUCAGCAUCCACAGGUCACGCCACCCCUCUUCCUGUCACCAGCACUUCCUCAGCAUCCACAGGUGACACCACCCCUCUUCCUGUCACCAGCACUUCCUCAGCAUCCACAGGUCACAGCACCUCUCUUCCUGUCAGAAGCACUUCCUCAGCAUCUACAGCAUCCUCGGGCUCCCCUCUGAAGAAGGAAACAUCCGGGAUGACAACACCGUCACUGAAGACAGACGGUGGGGGACGCACAGCCACAUCCCCACCCCCCACAACCUCCCAGACCAUCAUUUCCGCCGCUCCCAGCACUGCCACGCACACCCGCUCCACAGCCGCCCCCAUCCCCAUCCCGCCUGAGAAAGGAGUUUCCCUCUUCCCCUACGGGGCAGGCACCGGGGACCUGGAGUUCGUCAGGAGGACUGUGGACUUCACCUCCCCGCUCUUCAAGCCAGCGACUGGCUUCCCCCUCGGCUCCUCUCUCCGUGAUUCCCUCUACUUCACAGACAAUGGCCAGAUCAUCUUCCCAGAGUCAGACUACCAGAUUUUCUCCUACCCCAACCCACUGCGAACAGGCUUCACAGGCUGGGACCCUGUGGCCCUGGUGGCUCCGUUCUGGGACGAUGCUGACUUCUCCACUGGUCGGGGGACCACAUUUUAUCAGGAAUACGAGACGCUCUAUGGUGAACACAGCCUGCUAGUCCAGGAGGCCGAGUCUUGGAUUAGAAAGAUCACAAACAACAGGGGCUACAAGGCCAGGUGGACCCUAAAGGUCACGUGGGUCAAUGCUCACGCCUAUCCUGCCCAGUGGACCCUCGGGAGCAACACCUACCAAGCCAUCCUCUCCACGGAUGGGAGCAGGUCCUAUGCCCUGUUUCUCUACCAGAGCGGUGGAAUGCAGUGGGACGUGGCCCAGCGCUCAGGCAACCUGGUGCUCAUGGGCUUCUCCAGUGGAGAUGGCUAUUUCGAAAACAGCCCACUGAUGUCCCAGCCAGCGUGGGAGAAGUAUCGCCCUGAUAGAUUCCUGAAUUCCAACUCAGGCCUCCGAGGGCUGCAGUUCUACAGGCUACACCUGGAAGAAAGGCCCAACUACUGUCUCGAGUGCCUGCAGUGGCUGAAGAGCCAGCCUCGGUGGCCCAGCUGGGGCUGGAACCAGGUCUCCUGCCCUUGUUCCUGGCAGCAGGGACGAUGGGACUUACGAUUCCAACCCGUCAGCAUAGGACGCCGGGGCCUCGGCAGCAGGCAGCUGUGCAGCUUCACAUCCUGGCGAGGAGGCGUGUGCUGCAGCUACGGGCCCUGGGGAGAGUUUCGUGAAGGCUGGCACGUGCAGCGUCCUUGGCAGUUGGCCCAGGAACUGGCGCAGAGCUGGUGCUGCCGCUGGAAUGACAAGCCCUACCUCUGUGCCCUGUACCAGCAGAAGCGGCCCCGCGUGGGCUGUGCUACAUACAGGCCCCCACGGCCUGCCUGGAUGUUCGGGGACCCCCACAUUACCACCUUGGAUGGUGUCAAUUACACCUUCAAUGGGCUGGGGGACUUCCUGCUGGUGGGGGCCCAGGACGGGAACUCCUCCUUCCUGCUGCAGGGCCGCACCGCCCAGACUGGCUCAGCCCAGGCCACCAACUUCAUCGCCUUUGCGGCUCAGUACCGCUCCAGCAGCCUGGGCCCCGUCACGGUCCAAUGGCUCCUUGAGCCUCACGACGCAAUCCAUGUCCUGCUGGAUCACCAGACUGUGACAUUUAAGCCUGGCCAUGAAGACGGCAGAGGCCAGGAGACGUUCAACGCCACCGGAGUCUUCCUGAGCCACAACGGCUCUGUGGUCUCGGCCAGCUUCGACGGCUGGGCCACCGUCUCGGUGACCGCGCUCUCCAACAUCCUCCACGCCUCCGCCAGCCUCCCGCCCGAGUACCAGAACCGCACGGAGGGGCUCCUGGGGCUCUGGAAUAACAAUCCGGAGGACGACUUUAGGAUGCCCAAUGGCUCCACCAUUCCCCCAGGGAGCCCUGAGGAGAUGCUUUUCCACUAUGGAAUGACCUGGCAGAUCAACGGCACAGGCCUCCUUGGCAAUAGGAAUGACCAGCUGCCUUCCAACUUCACCCCUGUUUUCUACUCACAACUGCAAAAAAACAGCUCCUGGGCUGAAGCUUUGAUCUGUGACGGAGACAGCUCAUGCAUCUAUGACACUCUGGCCCUGCGCAACGCAAGCAUCGGACUUCACACGAGGGCAGUCAGUAAAACCUACGAGCAGGUGAAUGCCACCCUCAAUCAGUACCCACCCUCCAUCAAUGGUAGUCAUGUGGUUGAAGCCUACAAGGGGCAGAUCACGCUGAUUCAGUACACCAGCAAUGCAGAGGAUGCCACCUUCACGCUCAGAGACAACUGUACCGACUUUAAGCUCUUUGAGAAUGGGACGUUGCUGUGGACACCCAAGUCGCUGGAGCCAUUCACUCUGGAGAUUCUAGCAAGACGUGCCAAGAUUGGCUUGGCAUCUGCACUCCAGCCCAGGACCGUGGUCUGCCAUUGCAGUGCAGAGAGCCAGUGUUUGUACAACCAGACCAGCAGGGUGGGCAACUCCUCCCUGGAGGUGGCUGGCUGCAAGUGUGACGGGGGCACCUUCGGCCGCUACUGCGAGCGCUCCGAGGAUGCCUGUGAGGAGCCAUGCCUCCCGAGUGUCCGCUGCGUUCCUGGGAAGGGCUGCGAGGCCUGCCCUCCAAACCUGACUGGGGAUGGGCGGCACUGUGCCCCUCUGGGGAGCUCUUUCCUGUGUCGGAACCAGUCCUGCCCUGUGAAUUACUGCUACAAUCAAGGCCACUGCUACAUCUCCCAGACUCUGGGCUGCCAGCCCACGUGCAUCUGUCCCCCGGCCUUCACCGACAGCCUCUGCUUCCUGGCUGGGAACAACUUCAGUCCAACUGUCAACCUAGAACUUCCCUUAAGAGUCAUCCAGCUCUUGCUCAGUGAAGAGGAAAAUGCCUCCAUGGCAGAGGUCAACGCCUCGGUGGCAUACAGACUGGGAACCCUGGACAUGCGGGCCUUUCUCCGCAACAGCCAAGUGAAACAAAUCGAUUCCCCAGCACCGGCCUCGGGAAGCCCCAUUCAACACUGGAUGGUCAUCUCAGAGUUCCAGUACCGCCCUCGGGGCCCCGUCAUCGACUUCCUGAGCAACCAGCUGCUGGCCGCGGUGGUGGAGGCGUUCUUAUACCAUGUUCCACGGAGGAGUGAGAAGCCCAGGAAUGACGUGGUCUUCCAGCCCAUCUCCAGGGAAGACGUGCGCGACGUGUCAGCCCUGAGCGUGAGCACGCUGAAGGCUUACUUCAGAUGCGAUGGCUACAAGGGCUACGACCUGGUCUACAGCCCCCAGAGUGGCUUCACCUGCGUGUCCCCGUGCAGUAGGGGCUACUGUGACCAUGGAGGCCAGUGCCAGCACCUGCCCAGUGGGCCCCGCUGCAGCUGUGUGUCCUUCUCCAUCUACACGGCCUGGGGCGAGCACUGUGAGCACCUGAGCAUGAAACUCGACGCGUUCUUCGGCAUCUUCUUUGGGGCCCUAGGCGGCCUCUUGCUGCUGGCGGUUGGGACGUUCGUGGUCCUGCGCUUCUGGGGUUGCUCCAGGGCCAGGUUCUCCUAUUUCCUGGACUUAGCUGAGGCCUUGCCUUGAAGGGGCAGCUGUGGCCUAGGCUACCUCAAGACCCACCUCAUCCUCACCACACACUUAAGGCACCAUUGCUUUUGGGAGACUGGAAAAGGGAAGGUGACUGCAGGCUGUCAGGAUUCUUCAAGGAGAAUGAAUACUGGGAAUCAAGACAAGACCCAUAGGCACAGGUGCACAGGGGGAGGCCAUAAAGAUCAAACAUGCAUGGAUGGGUCCUCACGCAGACACAUCCACAGAAGGACACUAGCCUGUGCACGCGUGCGUGCAUACACACACACACACAAAAGAGUCCAUAAUGCGGUGAUGGCCCUAAGUUAAGCAAAAUGCUUCUGCACACAAAACUCUCUGGUUUACUUCAAAUUAAACUCUAUUUAAAGUCUCUCUGACUUUUUGUGUCUUCAAAA
Messenger RNA from Nomascus leucogenys (northern white-cheeked gibbon), 4490 nucleotides. RefSeq names its product mucin-4. The record is from RefSeq and is a predicted model, not a curated record. NCBI's taxonomy places the organism in Eukaryota, Metazoa, Chordata, Mammalia, Primates, Hylobatidae. Gene Ontology annotation, biological process: cell-matrix adhesion.